Messenger RNA from Branchiostoma belcheri (Belcher's lancelet), 1267 nucleotides. Its product is annotated as beta-galactoside alpha-2,6-sialyltransferase 1-like. The coding region runs from base 166 to 1218 and encodes 350 amino acids. Gene Ontology annotation, molecular function: sialyltransferase activity. NCBI's taxonomy places the organism in Eukaryota, Metazoa, Chordata, Leptocardii, Amphioxiformes, Branchiostomatidae. The record is from RefSeq and is a predicted model, not a curated record. The transcript has 5 exons.
UGUAAAAAUACAGGACGGUGUAUUUUCGUGGAAGGUUCACCCCUCAGGCAGCCAUGUUGGCAUUUUGGAAGGUUUCUUGCACGGAUUUCACUGAGUAACGUCAGGAUUAAAGUUUUGAUCACGACCAUGUGAACUCACGGCAUCGGUGAAGCGGUGGUCGAUACUAUGGAAAAAAAGGUGCUGAUAUUCUUCCUGAUUGUCCUUGUGUUCUGUGUCGCCAUGUAUGGCUUAUUCGGAAGGGUCUCCGUAACUCUGGUAAUGGCGUCAGCAGACAAGAGCAAGCCAGGCGUGCAUUUCGUGUACCUCGGGGCAAGCGAGACCGAGGGCCGGGGGACCGAGGACCGGGGGACCGAGGGCGUUACCAGCAGGGAAACCCUGUCCUGUCGUCUGAAGAAUAAGGUCCCGUUUUCGACCAUCACCAGAACGUUGGCGCCCCUCCAGGCCCAUCCUAUGAUCAAGUCGCUGUUUCCCAAGCAGAGUCUUGAGGACGUGGUUCACUACAACUCGUGCGCCGUGGUCAGUAGCAGCCAUGCCAUGAAGUUUCACAACUACGGCAGGGACAUAGAUGCCCAUGACGCUGUCGUGCGUUUCAACUGCGCGCCGACGAAGAACUACGUCACGCACGUGGGGAGACGGACGGACAUCCGUCUCAUCAACACCGUCAUCCCCUACACCAGCUGUCAGCGGGAGUUCUGGGACAGGCGCGUCAAAAUGUUCAACAACGAGAUCGUCGUCGUCCGCAACUUUCUGAACGUCCGUGUCGGGAAGCACGGCAAGCUGGACCUCCGUCAGGACCAGCACCACAGCUUCGGAAACUACGUCAAGUACAGGAGGACGUUUCCGGAGAGAACUAUGCACUUCAUUCAGAGGCCGAACUUUGGCGUGGACAUAAAGAACGAGCUCAGCCACUUCUGCAAUGGGAAGACCAACUGUAAGACUACGGAGUCUGAGAAAAGUCCGAGCACGGGAGCGCAUGGGAUAGUGAUGAUGCUGCACCUGUGUGACUGGGUCUACACGUACGAGUUCGUCCCGUCCGCCGUAGACAGGAACACCUCUCUGGCGCACUACUUCGACGAAGAGACGAACUUCAGCUGGCUAUAUCACUCCUACAACACGGAGAGAGACUACUGGAGAACGCUGACCGUGACAUCUCUGGAGGAGGUAGAGAGGACCGGAGUGGCGGUCUUUAGGGGGCUGUCUCAGUACAACUGUACUUAGUUCCUUGGUUGAAUGUCACCUCUCUAGUUUAUUACACAUCUGUGUGAGA